This is a messenger RNA of Rotaria socialis, 1683 nucleotides long. NCBI's taxonomy places the organism in Eukaryota, Metazoa, Rotifera, Eurotatoria, Philodinida, Philodinidae. The record is from the annotation of a GenBank genome assembly.
AUGGAAUUAAACACAUCUUCUCAUGUCCAACCUAAUUGGAUGGCUACACAACAACAACAACUGAAUAAACAUGAACAAUCUAUACAAAAUUUAAUGAUAGCCUGUAUAUAUCUUUGUCAACAAGACAAUUCUAUUAAUAUGCUUGAGCCGUUAUGUGUUCUACUUGAAAAGUUGGGGGUAGAAUUGUUACCAGCUGAAACAUCAUGUGUUUCUUAUAGAAACAAUAAGGCUGCAUUUUGCUUUAUUCAGCACAUCGCUAGUUGCUUACAUGAAGAGUUAGUUGAAAAAAUAAAAGCAAGUCCAGUUGCUGCGUGGAUGUUAGAUGAAAGUACUUCACGAUGUACUGAAAAAACAUGUAUCAUAUACGUGAGAUACAUCGAAAAUAACGAAGCUAAAACAUCGUAUUAUGGUCUUUUGGAUUUACAAGGUGAUGGAACUGCUAAAAGUAUCGUAAAUACGUUGUUAAUUUUAUGGCGAAAGGAUAACAUAAACGGAAAAAACUCGUGUUGGUUGUCAACGGACAACGCUUCAACGUUUAUUGGUGUAAAUGAGGGCGUUAUUGCUAAACUACGCAAUCAUCUAGGUACUGAUUGUUUGGAAUCUAACACUUGUGCGGCGCAUUCUUUUGCACUUGUUGGUUCGCAAGCAUCAUAUAAACCGAAAAGUCAAAGCAAUGAACAACCUGUUCUAGCUGAUUCUGUCGUUAAACUUGAAAAAAUAAUUAGUAAAAUUUAUACUUAUUUUAACAAGAGUGCCAACCGGCAGUUCAAGUUCAAAUCUUGGCAGAAUUUCAUGGAAAUUGCCGAGCUCAAGGUCAAAAGAAUUUUUGAAAUUCGAUGGUCUUCAAUACGUGAUUGUAUUAAACCGAUAAUUGCUAAUAUUCAACCAGGAUCACAAGCACUAAUUGGAUAUUUAGAAGAAGCUAUGCGAGAUUUUAAAAUAUCUGUUGGUGAACGUGAACAUUCAAAACAAUUAUUAAAUUUAAUAUUAGAUGACGAAUUUCUCUUGCUAAUACACAUGCAUUACGAUCUACAUGAAUCUGUGCUUGGACCAAUUACAAAAAUGAUGCAAAAUGAUCACCUUUCGUAUUUCAAUCUAAUGGAGAUGUUGAAAGAAAAAAAAGCAAUAUUAUGUGGUUGGACAUUUGAAUCGGCAUCAGAUACAGGUCCUGUGUUAUGUGACUAUCUUGAAUCAUCAAAAAAUGGAUUGUUUGGUGCAUUUAAGAUAACUCUCGGUGAUCGUAAAAAAAUUUUGUACAAUUGUCGUGAACAUAUUAAUCGAUUACUUCAAGAAUUAGCUCGACGAUUUCCACGAUCCGUUCUUCAAGAAAGUUUUUCAGUGCUCUUUGAUCCAGAUUAUUUGGUUCAACAUAAAGAACAGAUUAGUUCAAAUGAAUAUGGUCGGUCUGCACUUAAUGUUCUACGCAAAAAGUAUAAAAACUUUACAGAUUUUGACUUUAAUUCUGUUCGAAACGAAUGGGAAUCUUUUAAAGCUUCACUAUAUGAUUAUGUAAAUAGUCUUUCAACUGAUUAUCCAGUUAAAGACUUCUGGAAAAGCUUUAUUUUACAAAAACAGUCGAUAAAUAACGUUUUUUGCCGUGAGUUUAAAAACAUUUUGCUUUUGCUCAACGUGUAUUUAAUUUCGCCGACAAAUUCGACGGAAUGUGAACGAGGAGUAUGUUGA